Trypanosoma theileri is the source of this 1845-nucleotide messenger RNA. RefSeq names its product putative vacuolar protein sorting-associated protein. Gene Ontology annotation, biological process: intracellular protein transport; vesicle-mediated transport. The coding region runs from base 1 to 1845 and encodes 614 amino acids. The transcript has a single exon. Gene Ontology annotation, cellular component: Golgi membrane. Lineage: Eukaryota; Euglenozoa; Kinetoplastea; Trypanosomatida; Trypanosomatidae. The record is from RefSeq and is a predicted model, not a curated record.
AUGUCCAAACCUGCGCGAGCACGUUUGAAUUGCAUUGAACAAGCAUGGGCGUACAUUGACCGCAUUCUUGAUGAACAGGAUGGUCUUAAAGUUCUCCUUUGCGAUGAUGCGACACGUAAUAUCUUAUCAGUGGUAUACUCACAACAUCAACUUCUUCAACACAACGUGGUACUUGUGGAUAUGUUAAGUAACAGAGAUUAUUAUCCAAUGAAACACUUUCGGUGUAUUAUAUUUUGUCGAGCCACACCAACUUCUUUAGCUUCUGUGUAUCAAGUAUUAGCAGAAGGAAAUUUUGCCUCCUACUCACUUCAUUUUUCACACUUAUUGGAGUCAAAUAUUGUGCAAUCACUUGCAAAUGCGGAUAUCUUAAAUCUUGUGAGUUCUAUUAAUGAAGUUUACUUGGACUCUAUGCCCUUAACAGAGUAUGUUACUAUUACACAAUUAAAACCUGCAUCUUUGCGUUCGGUUGUUAGUCCAGUUGUAAAUCCCAUUACAUACACACAAUGGGAUACUGCCUCUUUUGAACGCAUGACAGAGAGCAUUGUAAGUUUAAUGCUUAUGACAAACCGCCGUCCCGCUAUUCGUUAUCGUGGGCAAAACAAAGUUACAGAAAAAUUGGCAAAACUUCUGGCUGAAAAAAUGAAGACAGUUCAUCAAUCUUUUCCUGAUCUUAAAGCGAAGGAUUCUGUUUUGGUUAUUUUGGAUAGAAUGGACGAUCCCGUUACGGCCUUAGUAACUCCAUGGACAUAUGAAGCCAUGAUACAUGAAAUCAUUGGAUUUCAACGUGGUAAUGAAGUCACCGUAGAUGACCCUGACGCCAAACCAGAUGAAUGUGUACAUGUCCUCACUGCACAUACGGAUCCUUUUUAUGCGCAACAUCGUUAUAAUGAUUAUGGUCAAGUAUGUAUUGCCGUAAGUGAGUUGGUAAAGGCGUAUAAAGCACUUAAUAAUUUUGAUAGGAAUAACGUUUCCCUUGAUGAAAUCAAAAAUUUUAUGAAUCGAUUUCCAGAAGCACGAAAACAAUCUAUGCAGGUGACACGACACUGUGCUAUUGCAAGUCAAUUGGUAACUGAAGUAAAUGGACGUAAUUUGACUCGUUUAUCCGUUUUAGAACAGGAAAUGUUGGCUUCUAAUAAUGUAGCGGAACAUUCUAGACAAAUGAUGGAAAUUGUACAAGAUCCAAAGACAGAUAUUGAAGAUGCCCUACGCAUGGUAAUGCUCUAUGCACUUCGAUAUGAGAAAACAAGUGGAAAUAUUAUUCCACAGCUCAGGGAUGUACUGGGAAAACGUAAUUGUCCACCUGAACGAAUAUCUUUAAUUGAUCGUGUAUUGGAGUAUGGAGGAGCGGAUAAGCGAAUGCAUGAAUUGUUUCGUUCCUCCACAGGACAUAUGUUAAAAGUUGUUGCCAAAGCUGUUGGACAGUUUGGAAAAGAUGUUCAAAACGUUUUAACUCAACACGUUCCUCUUAUGAGGAAACUUAUUAAUCGAGUAUAUAAUGGUACUCUCUCAGAACAAAACUAUCCUGUUCAGGAAGUGUCCAAUUCUCCUAUUCCAACCUCUACAGUACCCACAAUUCGUGCGAAAGAUAUUAUCGUUGUGAUGGUCGGAGGUGUAACGUAUUCUGAAGCUAUGCUUUUAUAUCAAAUUAAUCAAGGUCAGGUUCAAAAUAAUGUGGAAUCAUUAAUGAAUUUAGGAAAAAAUAUGACACGAUUAGUUGGAGGUGGUGAUGUCUCUGGAAGUGGUGUUUCGGAUGAGCCAUAUACAGAGAAAAUUGAAGCACGUGUUACACUGCUCUCUACCAGUAUGAUUGAUUCAAAGGAUUUUAUUCAUUCACUACCGUCAUGA